Siniperca chuatsi (mandarin fish) is the source of this 5110-nucleotide messenger RNA. It is a transcript of the gene znf384a, whose product is annotated as zinc finger protein 384 a. Gene Ontology annotation, molecular function: RNA polymerase II cis-regulatory region sequence-specific DNA binding; DNA-binding transcription factor activity, RNA polymerase II-specific. Lineage: Eukaryota; Metazoa; Chordata; Actinopteri; Centrarchiformes; Sinipercidae. The coding region runs from base 343 to 2196 and encodes 617 amino acids. The transcript is spliced from 12 exons. Gene Ontology annotation, biological process: regulation of transcription by RNA polymerase II; central nervous system development. Gene Ontology annotation, cellular component: nucleus. The record is from RefSeq and is a predicted model, not a curated record.
GAGUUAUUAAUCGGUUGUUAAUGAUCUGUUAUUUUCAGUGUGUCUGAGAGCACUGUCGUCCCAACCGCCGGAAGUCUGCAUGAAGCUGCGUCUCCUACAGAGGCAACGGCGUCGACGUUUUUUUUUCCUGUCUUUUUUUUUUUUUUUUUUUUUUAUUCGAGACUUUUUUUUCUCUUUUUUUAUUUUCUCUCAGCGAGAUGAGCAGGGAGUGAGGAAUGGAGGCGUAGGGAGCAAGGAUGUUUGUGUUUACUAAGCGACAAGCUAGUUAAGCAUAUGAAUAUACAGGCCUCCUUGUAGCUAGUGCAAGCCAGCGAACAAAAGGAGAAAAUUAAUGGAGAAAACAUGUUGCCUAUGUGUCAGUGGGAGGUGAUCAGGAAACAGAAGAUCAGAGAAAUAAUGGACGAUUCCCAUUUCAACUCAUCAUACUUUUGGUCUCCCGUCCCCACUGUACAAGGACAGAUCGAGAACGCCAUGUUCCUGAACAAGGCAAAGGAGCAGCUAGGUCCAGAGAAGACCAAUGCACCCUCCUUCUCUCACUCCUCUGCGUCUUCCACCUCCUCCCCCCACUACCCCACGGCUGUGCUCGCCAUACCCGGGUCAAUGGACGCAGGGGCUGGGUUGCGGGUGGUCCCCAAACAGGAAGGAGGUGGGGGUACUGCAGGAGGAGUUGGUGGUGGCAGCAGCGGCAGCGCACCUUUAAGUGUGGUCGGGGGACAACUGCACCAGUCGCACACCUCCCAGAACAUCACCGUUGUGCCUGUUCCCUCUACGGGUAUCAUGACUGCAGCGGGGUUAGUGAUCACCACCCCUCAAGGCACACUGGUCCCCACUGCCUCCACGCAGUCAUUUGUAGCUGGACCCCACACUGCCACCACCAUGAUAGUGUCUGCAUUGCACCCCUCAAAUACAGACAAGAAGGAGGACAUUGCUGUCCCUCCUGCAGUUGUCAUGCCGACGCCGUCAAAGCGAGGCAGGAAGAGCAAACAGGUGAUGGGAAGAGUGGCUGGAGUGGGUGGGGUCCUCCCUCCAGGAAGCGAUGCAUUAAUAUUGGCGCACCUUGCCGCUGGUGGACAGCACCACACUGCUGACCCAUAUGACCUGUCAAAUGAUGAGGAUGAUCAUACCAACAAAGAUGGCCCCAAGUCGUACAGGUGUCGGAUGUGUGCAGUGACGUUCUUCAGUAAGUCAGAAAUGCAGAUCCACGCCAAGUCCCACACUGAGGCCAAGCCCCACAAGUGCCCCCACUGUUCCAAGUCGUUUGCCAACUCCAGCUACCUGUCCCAGCACAUCCGCAUCCACAGCGGGGCCAAGCCCUACACCUGCACUUACUGCCAGAAAACAUUCAGGCAGCUCAGUCACCUACAACAGCACACACGAAACCACACUGAGGCCAAGCCCCACAAGUGUCCCCACUGCUCCAAGUCGUUUGCCAACUCCAGCUACCUGUCCCAGCACAUCCGCAUCCACACCGGGGCCAAGCCCUACUCCUGCUCCUACUGCCAGAAAACAUUCAGGCAGCUCAGUCACCUACAGCAGCACACACGGAUUCACACCGGUGACCGACCGUACAAGUGUAACCAUCCUGGCUGUGAAAAAUCUUUCACUCAGUUGUCCAACCUACAGUCUCACCGUCGGCAGCAUAACAAAGACAAGCCGUACAAGUGCCACAACUGUAACCGUGGUUACACAGAUGCUGCCAGCCUGGAGGUGCACCUGUCCACACACACCGUCAAACAUGCCAAGCUGUUCUCCUGUGGCCUCUGUAACCGAUCCUAUACCUCGGAGACUUAUCUAAUGAAACACAUGAGGAAGCACAACCCCGACCCACUAACAGUAGCAGCAACAGUAGCUGCUCAGCAGGCCCAGGGCCUUACGCCAGGCGGAGGGGGGGGCAGGGGCCGAGGCCGUGGCCGAGGGAGAGGAGGUGGGGGCAGAGCGGGCCAGCUCCAAAGCCAGACCAACCCUAACAACACCAACCAGAACCCUAACCCUGGACCUCCAGGCAGCUACCAGUCACACCAGCAGCCCACGGAAGCUGUGGUUCAAUGCCCGUUUGACCUGCAUCAGUACAAGACAGUGGCAGCCGGCGAGAUCCAAUACAAACCAGUCACUGUGGCGGACCUGCCAGUGGCCCACAAAGACCUCUGCCUCACCGUCUCCACAUCAGCCAUACAGGUGGAGCACAUGAACUCAUAGGCUGCGUCUUCCCACUCUGUUCGAGGAAUUACUAAUUGUGUUUGCAGUGUAAAAAGAUCCAUAUAAACAAAUAAUUUAACUGUAUUCAGUAUUAUAGUCUUCUUGAGCAAGAAAAAAUGGCUAAUAGGUUUUAUUAAAAUUUUAUCAUCUGGUUUAUUGAUACUUUACUGAAUUUGAAAAUAUAACACGACAAUAGUGGAUUUAGAUUCACUUUCUUGUGGCUUUGAGUGACCCUUGAAAAGGGUUGAUCGAGUAAUGUUCAAAGACACAAGUAAAAUUUUAUUCACCCAAUGCUUUUUCCUUCAUUUUAAGAAGCUUUAAUGCUGAGUACAACAUUAAAUUACUUGUUAUAACACAGAUAUUUUACAAUGUGCUCCUCGAUUCCUGAGCCCACUUGUGCCAAGUAUCUCUCAGUAGAAAUGCUGGUCUAGGACACUGAUAUAAGUAGUUUAUUCUUCAGCCUGGAGCCAUUUUCUUCCAGUUUGUGGAGACUUUACCAAAACCUAAUCUGAGAUCAGUUUUGGCUUUUAUAUCAUUAUGAAUGAGAUGGUGAUUAAAUCCAUGAAUUUUUCAAAAGCAUCUUUAGUGCAAUUUCACCCACAAUCAACUAUGAGUCAAUGGGCCAGUCAUCAACUUACUUGCUUUGUAAAACACACUUAAUUCACUGAUCCUAAACCAGCAGUCCUCUGAGAAUCUUGAUUAAAGAGGCUCACUGGUGUCCCUUCUCUUUUUUAUUGCAUUGUUUGCAAUCGGCAUCAUCGGAGGAUGAAGGUGUAAAAUAUCUGUAAAAUAAAAAAAAAUUACACUUUUCUCUGCACGUUUGUUGUCCAGAGAAUGGUGUAAAUUUUGAACUCAUUCAGAUCACAUUAAUGUGAACAUUCUCCAUUAUUUAGUUCAAGCCAAAACAAGGGAGAGAAACAAGACAAGGAAUCAAUGAUGAAAGACUAGGAAUUUAUAAUAGCAACUGAGUCGGCAGGGCAGUGAUACUGAUCUGAAAAAUGAGGAAGGACUAAGUAAAAAAGUUUGAAUGGCUUUUGAACUGUCAAAGUGCCGUGGACAACAGAGGCUGGAUCAGAAAGGCUGAAUUAGAGCCUGAGAAAAGACCACAAAAGCAGAGGGGCAGCCGAAAGAAAAGGAUGUGGUGUAUUAUGGGAUGAGGCUAAAACCUGGGGUCUGAAUCUCAAAGUGUUCAUUUCACAAAACAUGAUGUCCUUAUUUACACCCACCUCCCCUCAGACAGCGAGGAGUUGAGGAACCAGUUAUUUGUCGAAGCCCAAAGUAUUGAACAAAAGAGACGGACCUGAUCGAGAAUGCACUAAAUAUGAGGAAUCUGCAACAGAGCAAGAUGGAAACAUGAGAGAGAAAAGGAGUUGGUGGGGUGGGAGGGGUCACAGAGAAAGCACUUGAUGAAGCUUGUACUUCAUGCCUUUGUUUGUCAUCAUUGUACUUUUUUUUUAAUAUAUCAUAUGUAUGUAUUUUUCUACCAACAGAGGAACGUGUGAACAAACUCAGAGAGAAAGCAAAGUGAGUGCAUGAAUGUGAAGAGAACAGAGAAAAGUCCUAACAGAACGUUUUUUUCCCAUUUUUUGUUUACUAUCCUCCAAUGAGUAAAGACAGCCUAACUCAUCAUUGUCAGGACAGUUGUUGGGGAAAUAAUGAUUGUGUGAUAAAAAUGGCUGACAGGUACUGUUAUCAAUCUUUUUUUAAAGAACUUUUCAUACAUAUUAUUACUACUUUCAUUAUAACUGUAUUGCAAAUGUUAUCCACAUUAUCAAUCUGAGGCAUUAUUUUAUUGCAGUAUGCUGUACAUAAAAUAGAUAGAAAAUACUUUUUCAUCUGUAAAAGGGAAGUAUGUCCUGUGUAAAGCAUAUAUGGAAACUAAAGGAACUCAAAUUAACAAGUACCAAAUCAUUGGCCAUGUCCCAGGUCACCUUUUGUGCUGAUGGACCAUAACAUCCAUGCUCAGCAAAGUCUGCAAAAGAAUGAUAAAUUCCAGGCCUAAGAAGUUUGGGAAUUGCCCAAAAAGUUGGUUAAACUAUGGGAAAUAUUUUUUCUCUUUCUGUAAUGUUUGAGUACGCAACAUUUCCUGCAGUUUGAACCACACUCACCCAUUGCACUCAGUGAUAUCCAUUCUAAUUAUGAUGUAAUCUGAAAUGGUUUGGCCAACUGUAUGUUUAAUUUGUAGGAAUCAUUAACUGUGACUUUUAUUAGGCCUAUUGUAAGGCGUGGCCGGGCAAGCCGGUGUGUCUGAAAGAGUUAUCCAUGUACCCUGACCGCAGGGGGAUCAUGCAUAUGGAAAAUAUAACGGAGUGGAGAGAUGGUCUUAUCACUCAGACGAUAUUCAUUCUUAUUAUGAUGUAACCUGAAAUGGUUUGGCCAAGUUAACUGUAUGUUUAAUUUGUAGGAAUCAUUAACAGGGACUGUUACUAGGCUUAUUAGGCAAGAUUGUUGUGGCACUCUGCAAAAGUGAACUACUUCAACCUGAAAACCAAUUUUUAACAUUGAUCCCACCCAUGAGAAUUCCUUCAUGAACACUUUUACAAAUGAUCUGAGAGUACAUCUUAAUGAUUCAACAUUAAAUGAGGCUGUGAUGUAGGUGACCUGGGACACUGGUGCCAUGUUUUUGUGCACAAGCUAUCGCUACCCAAUCAAAAUGUUCAAGCAGCCUGUACAACUGGCUGAUUGUCUUCAUGUAUACUCUUCCUUGUAUUUCAUUGUGUCUUUUUAUGAAAAAUAACACAUUCUCAAUAUUCUUGUUAAUAUUAUUACUGAUGCUCCUGAUAAUAAUACAGUUAUUAACUGCCCUCUUAUGCUACACUCUUGCAUACUGUAUGCACAGUUACACCUCUUGCUCAUCUGAACACUGUUUCUUCCCUUAAGGAGAAUAAAGUUCGAAAACAGUUUAUGAUGAAAA